This is a messenger RNA of Metschnikowia bicuspidata var. bicuspidata NRRL YB-4993, 4164 nucleotides long. RefSeq lists its product as uncharacterized. Gene Ontology annotation, cellular component: membrane. The transcript is spliced from 2 exons. The record is from RefSeq and is a predicted model, not a curated record. Gene Ontology annotation, molecular function: potassium:chloride symporter activity. Gene Ontology annotation, biological process: chloride ion homeostasis; cell volume homeostasis; potassium ion homeostasis. The coding region runs from base 355 to 4164 and encodes 1269 amino acids. NCBI's taxonomy places the organism in Eukaryota, Fungi, Ascomycota, Pichiomycetes, Serinales, Metschnikowiaceae.
CCAGAUAGCGGCGGUCACGUGAUGCCGGGUUCGGUACUCGAAGCUGCGGACGCCUGAUCUUAAUCCGCCCCACCAGCUUUUUCUUGAACCUUCGAGAUCAAGGCAGUCGAGAUAUACGGCAGUCUCUUUUGUUUUCGACUGCACGCUAUCUUUUUACUCUGCGGCUGGCUCACAUUGCUCCUCAAGCCUGUGUUUUCACACAUCCUUCCUAGCUGGUUUAGUCCAUCUUAGAUCGGGCAGGUCUUGUGAUUUGACGGCGAAAGGAGUGGAAACACAAAGAAGGCAUCUCAUUGUGAACAAACGCAACCCUAGUCUACAAAGACUCUUGCCAACUAUCCUGCUGGUCCCCCAAAAAUGGCCGAAAACACCCCGCUUCUACCGAGGACCAAGCCCCAAAACAGGCGCAAACGGGUGGCGCCAGCCAGCCCGAAACUAGGCACCUUUGACGGCGUGUAUCUCCUGACAUCUCUUAACGUGCUCUCCAUCUUGAUGUUUCUUCGCUUUGGUUUCAUCGUGGGCCAGAUGGGCAUCAUGGGCUCGGUGCUUCUUCUUGUGAUGUCGUACCUUAUCAAUGUGCUCACUGUGCUCUCCAUCAGCGCCAUUUCCACCAACGGCACGGUGAAAGGCGGCGGCGCCUAUUACAUGAUCUCACGCUCGUUGGGCCCCGAGUUCGGCGGCGCCAUCGGCUUGAUUUUCUUCGUGGGCCAGAUCCUCAAUGCCUCGUUGAACGUGGUGGGUUUCAUCGAGCCGCUCCUAGUAAAUUUCGGCGCCGUCCAGGGCGACAUUUUUCCGCUCUUGCCUGUUUCCCGUGUGUGGGAGCUCGCAUACUCGACCUUGCUUUUGGCCAUGUGCACGGGCGUGGCGAUCGUGGGCCUGUCGCUCGUUUCUAAAACGGCGCUCUGGCUUUUUGUGCUCCUCACUCUCAGCACUUUAUCGAUCCCUGUAUCGGCGCUUGUGGUGCCUGCGGGCCACCCGCUCCCGGCGCCCUGGGACGGCCUCAAAUACACCGGGAUUUCGUGGGCCACGACCCUUGAGAAUCUCUGGCCGCAAUUUACAAGUGGCGCCGUGGGCUCUGUGCAGCCGCCGGGGGUCCCCGAGACAUUCUGUAACAUGUUCGGCAUUUUCUUCCCCGCCACGGCCGGCAUCUUUGCCGGCUCGUCGAUGUCGGGCGACCUCAAAACGCCCUCGCGGCUGAUUCCCAAGGGCACGCUCUACGGGCUCUUGACCAGCUUUGUUUUGUACUUGUUGGUGAUUGUGUCGCUCGGCGUGUCGACGCCUCGCGAGCUUUUGCAUAGGGACAUUAAGGUGAUCCAGUCAAUCAACAUGAACGGGCUCAUCAUCAUCAUUGGAGAGGUCUCGACGUCGCUUUUCUCGGUAAUCAUGGGCGUGGUGGGAGCCGCGUCCAUGCUCAAUGCCAUUGCCGACGACCGCAUCAUCCCGGGCUUGUCAGCAUUUGCCACGCGGAAAAAACGGCCUCAUGAAAAAAGACGGGCCGAGCUCUUGAGCAUUCUUCUCACGUGGCUUCUAGCCCAGGUGUUUCUCUUUGCGGACAUCAACCAGAUCGCCAUCUUCAUCACCAUGGCAUUCUUGAUGACAUUCUUGGUCACCAACUUGGCGUGCUUCCUUUUGCGGCUCGGCUCGGCGCCCAAUUUCCGGCCUUCGUUCAAGUACUUCAACUCCAAGACCGCGUUUACGGGCGGCUUGACCUCGGUCAUUGCCAUGUACAUCUGCGACGGGGUCUCUGCAACCUCAGCCAUCGUCUUCUUGGUGUUUUUGAUUAUGAUGAUUCACUACUCAACGCCGCCGCUGAAUUUCGGCGACAUUCUGCAGCUCUUGAUCUACCACCAGGUGCGCAAGUACUUGCUCCGCCUCAAAUUGCAGAUGAGUGUCAAGUACUGGAGACCCCAGAUCUUGUUGUUGUGCGAUGACCCACAAACCUCGUGGAACCUCAUAGGCUUCUGCAACCACCUCAAAAAGGGUGGGCUUUAUAUCUUGGGGCACGUGGUCCUAUUGGAUGACCACAGCAGCUCAGAUGGAGUGUCCUCGGAGUUCAACAUCAGCUCGUUCAAGGAGAUCCGGAAGCAGAAAAACGCCUGGUUGAAAUUGAGAGACUUGGCGAAAAUCAAGGCAUUUGUACAGAUCGCCAUUGGUCCGUCGUUGCCCUGGGGAGUGCGCAAUGUUUUCCUCGGCUCUGGCUUGGGAGGCAUGAAGCCAAACAUCACUGUGAUUGGCUUUUACGACUUCCAUAAACAUGGAGUGGAGCUUCCAAUGAACCAGUCUCACCUCCAGUUGCCCACUGAUGACUGCAGAAAGGAAAAGAAGGUCUCGGUCAACCAGUGGGUGCAGAUUGUCGAAGACUUGGUCAUUAUGCAAGCAACAGUGGCUGUGGCUGCGAAUUUCAGGGACAUGAAGCUCCCGAUUUUCGAGAAACUGUGGAUCAAAAGUAAAAUGUCGAAAAUGGGCAAAAAGCCCAAAAAGUACAUCGACUUGUACCCGAUCCAGAUGUCUACCAUCUGCUUGCUUGAAGACGGGAAAUCGGUGAUGUCUACCAACUUCGACACAUACACCUUGAUUUUGCAGUUGGGUCUGAUUCUUUCAACAGUUGACGAAUGGGAGAAAAAUGGUUACGUGUUGAGAAUCAUUGCCUUUGUUGAAACAACUGCAGAACAAGAAGACGAGCGACAGAGACUAGGAACCUUGCUCGAGAGUCUUCGGAUCGACGCCGAGGUGAAGAUUGUGUGCUUUGACAGCGAAAAUCUUCCAAGCUACAACCUCCUCGUGAAAGGACAUGAUGUAACGACCGACACACGGGCGGUAUAUGAACAUAUCAAGCUGAUCUUAAAUACGGAUCAGUGGUGGAUUAAUAUGGUGGAGGGCAGAAAAGCAUUACGGGAUCUUGAGGCUCAGAAGAGACCAAGAAAGGGGAACCAUAAAUCGCGCGCAAUUGUCAUUGCGGAUGAUCUCUCCAAUCGACUCCGAAAGUUGACUUUUACGUCAAAAAGCCCGUCUGAAGGAACUGGGAGAGGCAAGUCUCUCAAAAACAAUCGGAGGUACACCUUGUCCAACUUACAUGAACAAGGCUUAUCGCUUUCGCUCAAUAUGAAAGCUCAAGGCGAUGGCCUGUUCUUCAAAUACGACGGGGUUCUUGAUAGCAGCGAUGACAGUGACACAGAAAAAGACUACAUCAAGGAAGAUGUGGCCAGCCAUGCAUCUAGCGUACUAAACCAGCAAGGAAUUGUCAGGCCGCAAUCUAGCGGCUAUGCCUCCACUGCUGCUACCCAGAAAUCUUCACCCUCCCCAAAACUGGAAAUGUUGCUCCCCAAAACGCCCGACCAGCUCUCAAUUCGUGCUUCUCGAUCGAAUCUACGUCCGAACUUUCUGGCGGGCAAGAUUCCACAUUCGAAAAUCAGAGACGAUGCUGAUGACGCCGAAGCAGAUGAGGAUAGUGAGAACGCUAAGCCUUCGAUUGAGUUUGUAGAAGAGGCUGAACACUCGGAAGAAGAUGAUGACGGCGACGAUAUCGAGGAUGACCAUCAGAUGCACUUGGAUACGGGUCCAGAAAAAGUGAAGGAUGCAGAAAACAUAUACAAGGACGGACCUCUCACGAGCUCUCUGACCCACUCCUUGGCCGAGACGAACAGAGCUGGGCUUAAAGCAACCUCAAGACGGGCGAUCCAGGGCAAGAAAGGUCAAAGUGUGCAUUUCAACCCGCAGUUCGAGCAAGCAGGAACUCAAACACCCUCAAUUCUCACAAACGAUGGGAUUCAUGAACACUUGCAAUCGCCGGGGUUCAGAGAAGAUGACGAGGGCUUAUCGCUUUCUAGUAGAGAGAUGUCCACUGUGAAUUUGCGCGAGGGCACCAGCGGGCUAAGUCGCGAGAACAAGCUCACGUACAGACUGCUUCAAAAGGAAUUGGAGCUGCUCUCGUUCAGUGAUCUCCCCGCCAAGGGCCAGCAUAUCAUCCUCAAUGAGCUCAUGAAGAAGAUCUCGAAAACGGACGACACGGCCGUGAUUUUCUCGACGCUCCCCGCUCCGGCAAUUGGGUCUCAUUUGGAUGACGAAGAGUCGCUCGCAUACACCAAUAGUCUUGCCAUCUGGCUCGAUGGAUUGGCACCCGUGCUUCUCUUGAACUCACAGACCGUUACAGUGACUACAUCUUUGUAA